AGACAGGUAAACACUAGGCUAGCCUACAGGCCAAGGCAGCUGCAGUAGUAUGUAUAUGUUUACUGAUCAUCUCUCAGGUAAUUUGUCCACGAUGCAGUACCGUAGCACUCUUCAGAGUAGGGAGUGGGAAGAGAAAAAAAAAGUAGAGAGGAAAGGGUGUUGUGUGUGUAUAGAUGCACACUUGCUGUAAAGGGACGUCAUAGCCGAUCACACAGACGAACAGGGCUAACGUUACCAAAACAUGGCGAUGAAAUAGUUUAUGGACUAUAUGUCGGGAAAUUACUUGGAUGGUAUCAACUAUACUCUUAACUAAAGUAUAUAUUUAGAAGUACGAACCAGCUCACAUUCGUACAAUUGGAUCCGUACAGAAACUGUUUUUUUUCACCGUCGGUACAGGCAGUGCAAGGCGCGAUCUGUGUCAACGCGAAAGGAGUGAAAGUUUGUGUUCAGAUAUCGAAUGUCGGACAUUCGACGUAGCUAGCUGGUUACAUAUGAUAUACUGACCGCGCCAUUUGCUUGCUACGUCAUUUGUGGAACAUUAAGUCUCUGCAGGACGCGAAUUACGGCCAGCUAGAAUGCAAGCUUAUUCAAAAUAAAUCUUAUUUUUGAUUUGUGCGUGGGUAGCUAGCUAGAUACCGUUAACAGCUCUGCUGCAGACCACCUUCGUAUUAUUGCGCUGUUAUUAUUUAGCCAACAGCUAACUACCUAGCCAGGUAACUUAGCUAGCUACUUAUUCUAACUUUUGUUUAAUCUCACAAACAUAAUUGUAUCGUGUAGUUAAACAUUCAAAGUAUAUGUAGACGACCACUUCGUUCGAAUUGUCAUGCAACAUAUACGUAUUAAUAUUGCCAAAAUGAACGCAUAGAGUGCAGCACAAUAUUGGGUCUCUAACGCAAUGGGACUAGCUUGCUAGCUAACUGCAUUUCGCCUUGCCGUUUUUGCGUCUGGUUGUUUAUGUUAGCAAGUCGAGUCUCAUAAGGUUCCCCCAUAUCUGUCUGAGCGGGACCUGACAGUGCAGGACACCGCUAAAUUAAACAUUGGGCCACCUGGAUUUUCUACCGGCUGCUACUUUUUUUUACUAAUUUACUACUUUUGCCAGUAUGUCCGAAAACGCCCCCACACGAAGCUUGGAUGACAUCGACCUCGCAGCUUUGAGGGACCCAGCAGGGAUCUUUGAGCUGGUGGAGGUCGUUGGCAAUGGGACCUAUGGACAGGUGUACAAGGGGCGUCAUGUUAAGACGGGCCAGCUGGCUGCCAUCAAGGUAAUGGACGUGACAGAGGAAGAAGAGGAAGAGAUCAAGGCUGAGAUCAACAUGCUGAAGAAGUACAGCCAUCACCGCAAUAUUGCCACCUACUACGGAGCUUUCGUCAAGAAGAGCCCACCUGGACAUGAUGACCAUCUCUGGCUGGUGAUGGAGUUCUGUGGGGCGGGCUCCGUGACAGACCUAGUGAAGAACACCAAGGGUAACUCUCUGAAGGAGGACUGGAUCGCUUACAUCUGCAGAGAAAUCCUCAGGGGCCUCUCGCACCUCCACCAACACAAGGUCAUCCACAGAGACAUCAAGGGACAGAACGUGCUGCUGACAGAGAACGCAGAGGUCAAACUCGUGGACUUUGGGGUGAGUGCUCAGCUGGACAGGACUGUGGGGCGCAGGAACACCUUCAUCGGUACGCCUUAUUGGAUGGCCCCUGAGGUCAUCGCCUGUGACGAGAACCCUGACUCCACCUAUGACUACAGGAGUGAUAUCUGGUCCCUGGGGAUCACAGCCAUAGAGACGGCAGAGGGAGCUCCUCCUCUGUGUGAUAUGCACCCUAUGAGAGCUCUGUUCCUCAUCCCGAGGAACCCCCCUCCCAAACUCAAGUCCAAGAAGUGGUCUAAGAAGUUUAUAGAUUUCAUUGAGGGCUGCCUGGUGAAGACGUACACCAGCCGGCCGUCCACAGAGCAGCUCCUGAAGCACUCGUUCAUCCGGGACCAGCCCACAGAGCGCCAAGUCCGCAUCCAGCUCAAAGACCACAUUGACCGCACACGCAAGAAGAGGGGAGAGAAGGAGGAGACAGAGUAUGAGUACAGUGGCAGUGAUGAGGAGGAUGAGAACCGUGGGGAAGACGGAGAGUCCAGUACCUCCAUCCUGAAUGUGCCUGGUGAGUCGACGUUGAGGCGGGACUUCCUGCGUCUGCAGCAGGAGAACAAGGAGCGAUCGGAGGCUCUGAAGAGACAGCAGGCCCAACUGGCCGCCCAGCGCCGAGACCCAGAGGAACACAAGAGACAGCUGCUGCACGACCGACAGAAACGCAUCGAGGAGCAGAAAGAACAGCGUCGCCGCCUGGAAGAGCAACAGAGAAAAGAGCGAGAGAUGGUGAGACAGCAAGAAAAGGGCCCCCAUCGGAGACUUGACGAUAUAAGGAGGGAGGAGGAUAGGAGGCUGGCCGAGAGGGAGCAGGAGUUCAUAAGACAUAAGUUAGAGGAGGAACAGCGGCAGUUAGAAAUCCUUCAGCAGCAGCUGCUUCAGGAGCAGGCACUGCUCAUGGAGUACAAGCGUAAGCAGCUGGAAGAGCAGAGGCAGUCUGAGCGUCUGCAGAGGCAGCUGCAGCAGGAGCAUGCCUACCUGGUGUCCCUGCAGCAGCAGCAACAGGACAAGAAGCCCCAGCCCCUCUACCACUACAGCAAGAACGUGGAGCCCAACAAUAAGCCUGCAUGGGCCCGAGAGGUGGAGGAGCGCAGUAAGCUCAACAGGCAGGGCUCCCCCAAAAUCUGCAACACUGUCUCUGACACUGCCAUCCAAUCACGCUCUGACUCCAUCAGCCAAUCCGGAGGGGGCCAGGCUGCUCAGACCCCGCCUAUGCAGCGGCCUGUUGAGCCUCAGGGGGGACAGGGCAAGUUCCAGAUGGCCCACUUGGUCCCGCUGAAGCCCUACGCUGCCCCUGUCCCCCGCUCCCAGUCCCUGUGUGACCAGCCCACUAAGACCAUGUCCGCCUUCCCCACCCAGGAUCCCUCCCCCACCCCCCGCCCCGUCCACUCCAGGGAGCUGGUCCGACAGAACUCUGAUCCCACCUCCGAGAGCCCCGCCCCACAGCCUCGCAAAAGGGAGGACCGCGGCCCCUGGAUUCGCCUGCCAGAGAUCGAACAGCCGCCCAAGAUUCCCCAGAGGACCGCCUCCAUUGCCACAGCUCUCAACACCAACCUAUCGUCUGGCAUCAGGCAUCCAGUCAGAGCCAGCAACCCAGACCUGAGCCGCAACGACCGCUGGGAAAGAGGAGAUAGCAUGAACCACGUAUCCAAUCUACCCCAGACUGGCUCUCUGGAGAGGCACCGGAUACUCAGCUCCUCCAAAAUAGACUCCCCCAUACUAGGCCAUGAUGGGCGCAUGACGGGGCACAAGCCAGGGGAGUCUCGCACGUCGUCCCGCCCCAGUCGCCCUGCUAGUUACAAGAGAGCUAUAGGAGAGGACCAUGGGCUGUAUGCUAAGGAGCGUCCUGAGGAGCAGCCCAGACCUCCGGUGAAGGCCAAUGACUACUCCUCAUCCUCAGAAGGCAGUGAGAGCAGUGAGGAGAGUGAGAGUGGAGAGGGGAAUGAGGAGGAGGACAGCCCUACAGACCGUCCCCGGGAUGCCGACACUGACUCGGUCAACACCAUGGUGGUUCAUGAGGAGGAGGAGGGCGAGGGAGGGGAGGAGGGGCAGGCUGGAGGCUACAGGGACCAGACCAUGCUGGUGCAGAGGACACCAGAGAAGCGGAGCCACAAUGGAUACACCAACCUGCCUGAUGUGGUGCAGCCCUCCCACUCCCCCACUGACUCCGCCUCCCACUCCUCCCCUGGGAAAGACUCUGUUUAUGAUUAUCAGUCCAGGGGUCUAGUCAAGGCGUCAAGUGGCAAGUCCUCCUUCACCACCUUUGUUGACCUGGGCAUGUACCAACCACCAGGUGACACUGCGGAUGCCAUCUCUGUGGGCAGCCUGGGCUCCAGGUUUGAGCAGCUGAAGAUGGAGGUGAGGAAAGGCUCCAUGGUGAACGUGAACCCCACCAACACACGCCCCCACAGCGACACCCCCGAGAUCCGCAAGUACAAGAAGAGGUUCAACUCUGAGAUCCUCUGUGCUGCUCUCUGGGGUGUGAACCUGCUGGUGGGGACAGAGAAUGGUCUGAAGCUGCUGGACCGUAGUGGUCAGGGGAAGGUCUACCCCCUCAUCAAUUCGCGCAGGUUUCAACAAAUGGAUGUUCUGGAGGGACUGAACCUGCUCAUCACCAUAUCAGGUAAGAAGAACAAGGUGCGUGUGUACUACCUGGCCUGGCUGAGAAACAAGAUCCUCCACAAUGACCCGGAGGUUGAGAAGAAGCAGGGCUGGACCACUGUAGGGGAGAUGGAGGGAUGUGUCCACUACAAAGUGGUGAAAUAUGAGAGGAUCAAGUUCCUGGUGAUAGCUAUGAAGAAUGCGGUGGAGGUAUAUGCCUGGGCUCCCAAGCCUUAUCACAAAUUCAUGGCCUUCAAGUCCUUUGGUGACCUGCCCCACAGGCCCCAGUUGGUAGACCUCACAGUGGAGGAAGGUCAGAGGUUGAAAGUCAUCUAUGGCUCCAUUGCUGGCUUCCACGCCAUCGACGUUGACUCUGGGAACAACUAUGACAUCUACAUCCCAGUGCAUAUCCAGUGCCAGAUCAUGCCCCAUGCCAUCGUGUUCCUGCCCAGCUCGGACGGCAUGGAGAUGCUGCUGUGCUACGAGGACGAGGGCGUCUAUGUAAACACCUACGGACGCAUCAUCAAAGAUGUGGUGCUUCAGUGGGGCGAGAUGCCCACCUCUGUUGCCCAUAUCUGCUCUAACCAGAUCAUGGGCUGGGGAGAGAAGGCCAUAGAGAUCCGUGCUGUAGAGACGGGCCACUUGGACGGAGUCUUCAUGCACAAGAGAGCCCAGAGGCUCAAGUUCCUCUGUGAGAGGAAUGACAAGGUGUUCUUUGCUUCGGUGCGCUCCGGGGGCAGCAGCCAGGUCUACUUCAUGACCCUGAACAGGAACUGCAUCAUGAACUGGUGAAACAACAUCGUCCCAUACAACUAUGUCCCGUAGUCAGUGUAUGGAAACCACCAGGCCAAGCUAUUGACACUCAAACCCCCACCCACCCCCCACGCCCCACUUACAAGGACACACCACACAGUCAGACUCAACACAAACACAACACACACAUACAGCACACACAAGCCUACUGUAAAUCCAUUCCAGCCUAAAGUCUUCACGACAAAGUCUAUCUCACCUGCCACCUGCUGACUCCCCUAAACUGAUUAAGCUUCCUCUGAAAUGGUAGCUAACUAUGAGACAUCACCACAGGAUUCUCAUGUAAUAUCAUCUCUACUCUACUGUGUAUAUACUUGUCCUGUAUUAUUGUACCUCAGUCACUUGGUGGACCUGUGUUUAGUCGUAACUACUGUAGUUAGUUCCUUCUUAUUGGAGGUAUGUUAAAAACAUUCCUUACUGGUGAAAUAGAUUUGGAAGAAGUCAAGAUUGAAUUGUAAAUAGCCAGUAUCUAACAUGUUCACAUGGAAGAGAACAUGGGUAGAUUGAAGUCACUGGCAGACUUGUAUAUUACACCUCCAUUUGGGGCGUUACCAUGGACCUGAUAUAUACUGUACUGGCACACCCUAGAGGUUUGAAGUAUUGUUGCAACACUUCACCAUAGAAGCUCACUCACUAUGCUAAGCUUCUGAUUCCCUAUGACAUCAUUAUUCAACUCAUUGUUUAAAAAUAAGAAGUGUUGUUUGAUUAAAACUUGAUUUAAUGUUUCUUAUUUUGAUGUUUUUUGGGAUGUAGGUUUAAAAAACCUCAUCGGAAGAUGGACUAUCUAUGAUGUGAACAUAGUAUUGUUCUAUUCCUUAGUAAAUCCAGAGAAGUUAAAUAGAACACACUGCUGUGCUCAAACUAUACACCUUCUAUUCCUUUAUUAUAUCCUUGCUACAUAUCCGGGAUGGACCUCCUCACCUUUUAGGAGGCUUUCUAACUGGCUUUAGAUAUUUCUACCUUUGUUUCUUGUCAAUAUCGCUAAUAUCGCAACAAAGAUUUGAUAUCUGUACGGUUCCUGUAUUUGGUAUUAGCCUAACUGGUAUUCUUACUUUUAUCUCUACUGUUAUAUUGCCGUUAUAUUGCAAUAUAUAUGCUGUUCUAGUGCAGUUCUUGUUCGGAGAAGGGAGUUGAGUUAAUUUGUUGUGUGUAAAAUAUACCAGUGGAAGGGAGUGAGGUGACUUGUUAAGAUGUGGGGGUCGAGGGGUGAUGAAGUAUGAAGGCUUUGAAGUCACCGUAAUAAAGAGGACAUAGAGGAUUUGGAAGAGAGAGAGAUGUAGUUGUAAGAAUAUUAUAAUGGAAGUCAGGUUUUCUUCAUCUUGCGGAUGUUAUCCAGUUGAAUAUAGUUCCCUUUUCUCUUACUAGAGCUACUCUGUCCGCAACCUCCAUUUUUAAUGUAUUUUAUGUUCAUUGGUAUGGAUUUGGGUAUGUGUGUUUUGUAUGCAAAGGUGUGAGUGUUUGUAGGGAUGGGGCUGCAGUGGAUAAUACUGAACUAUUAAUGUGGUUUCAAGCAACAGCUGUGUGGUUCUUGAGCCAGUAUUGAACUUCACUGAGUGAUGCUUUAGCAGUCCCAGUUUUGUGGCAUCUUUGGCUCUGCAAUACUGUACUAGAGGACUCAAACUCAUUGGGCACUUUUAUUUAUCAUACUAAACUGGUAGUAAGGCAACAAGUUGUUGAAUAUAUUGGUAUUGUUGUUUUCCCUACCAAAAUUCACAAUACUUCUCUGAACAUACUAUGAAUCUACUUUGAUUAUUUAAGAGAUCAGGGGAAAUGCAUAAGCUGUGGGUAUUUUAUGUACUUUACUCUAAAUGGAUUCUAUAUAUUAUAAAUAUAUUUAGUAAAGAAGCAAAUAUUAUUAACACCUACUCAUUCAAGGGUUUUUCUUUAUUUUUACUAUUUUCUACAUUGUAGAAUAGUAGUGAAGACAUAAACUAUUAAAUAAUACAUAUGGAAUCAUGUAGUAACCAAAAAAAUAUCUUAUAUUUGAGAUACUUCAAAGUAGCCACCCUUUGCAUUGAUGACAGCUUUGCACACUCUUGGCAUUCCCUUGACCAGCUUUACCUGGAAUGCUUUUCCAACAGUCUUGAAGGAGUUCCCACAUAUGCUGAGCACUUGUUGGCUGCUUUUCCUUCACUCUGCGGUCCAACUCAUCCCAAACCAUCUCAAAUGGGUUGAGGUUGGAUGAUUGUGGAGGCCAGGUCAUCUGAUGCAGCACUCCAUCGCUCUCUUUCUUGGUCAUAUAGCCCGUACACAGCCUGGAGGUGUGUUGGGUCAUUGUUCUGUUGAAAAACAAAAGAUAGUUCCACUAAGCGCAAACCAGAUGGGAUGGCGUAUCGCUGCAGAAUGCUGUGGUAGCCAUGCUAGUUAAGUGUGCCUUGAAUUCUAAAUAAAUCACAGACAGUGUCACCAGCAAAGAACCAUCACACCACCUCCUCCAUGCUUCACGGUGGAACCACACAUGCGGAGAUAAUCUGUUCACCUACUCUGCGUCUCACAAAGACACGGCGGUUGGAACCAAAGAAUCUCAAAUUUGGAGUCAUCAGACCAAAGGACAGAUUUUCACCGGUCUAAUGUCCAUUGCUCAUGUUUCUUGGCCCACGCAAGUUUCUUCUUCUUAUUGGUGUCCUUUAGUAGUGGUUUCUUUGCAGCAAUUCGAAAAUGAAGGCCUGAUUUCACGCAGUAUUCUCUGAACAGUUGAUGUUGAUGUGUCUGUUACUUGAACUCUGUGAAGCAUUUAUUUGGGCUGCAAUUUCUGAGGUGCAGUUAACUUUAAUGAACUCAUCCUCUGCAGCAGAGGUAGCUCUGGGUCUUCCUUUUGUGUGGCGGUCCUCAUGAGAGCCAGUUUCAUCAUACCGCUUGAUGGUUUUUGCGACUGCACUUGAAGAAACUUUGCAUCUUGAAUUUUUCCAAAUUGACUGACCAUCAUAUCUUAAAGUAAUGAUGGACUGUCAUUUCUCUUUGCUUAUUUGAGCUGUUCUUGCCAUAAUAUGGACUUGGUCUUUUACCAAAUAGGGCUAUCUUCUGUAUACCAACCCUACAUUGUCACGACACAACUGAUUGGCUCAAUUGCAUUAAGGAAAGAAAUUCCACAAAUAAUUUUGGCGUACCUUUUAAUUGAAAUGCAUUCCAGGUGAAGCUGGUUGAGAGAAUGCCAAGUGUGCAAAGCUGGCAUCAAGGCAAAGAGUGGCUACUUUCAAGAAGCUUACAUCUAAAAUAUAUUUUAAUUUAACACUUUUUGGGGUUACUAAACUCAUCAAAAAAAUGUGUAAAUACAUUUGUAUGAACAAAACAAGAUUCAACAACUGAGACAUCAACUGAACAAGUUCCACAGACAUGUGACGAACAAAGGGGGGGGUCAAAAUCAAAAGUAACAGUCAGUAUCUAGUGUGGCCACCAGCUGCAUUAAGUACUGCAGUGCAUCUCCUCCUCAUGGACUGCACCAGAUUUGCCAGUUCUUGCUGUGAGAUGUUACCCCACCGGGAAGUUCCCGGACAUUUCUGGGGGGAAUGGCCCUAGCCCUCACCCGCCGAUCCAACAGGUCCCAGACGUGCUCAAUGGGAUUGAGAUCCGGGCUCUUCGCUGGCCAUGGCAGAACACUGACAUUCCUGUCUUGCAGGAAAUCACGCACAGAACGAGCAGUAUGGCUGGUGGCAUUGUCAUGCUGGAGGGUCAUGUCAGGAUGAGCCUGCAGGAGGAUGUCUUCCCUGUAACGCACAGCGUUGAGAUUGCCUGCAAUGACAACAAGCUCAGUCCGAUGAUGCUUUGACACAUCGCCCCAGACCAUGACGGACCCUCCACCUCCAAAUCGAUCCCGCUCCAGAGUGCAAGCCUCAGUGUAACGCUCAUUCCUUCGACAAUAAACGCGAAUGCGACCUUCACCCGUGGUGAGACAAAACCGCGACUCGUUUGUAAAGAGCACUUUUUGCCAGUCCUGUCUGGUCCAGCGACGGUGGAUUUUUGCCCAUAGGCGACUUUGUUGCCGGUGAUGUCUGGUGAGGACCUGCCUUACAACAAGCCUACAAGCUCUCAGUCCAGCCUCUCUCAGCCUAUUGUGGACAGUCUGAGCACUGAUGGAGGGAUUGUGCGUUCCUGGUGUAACUCGGGCAGUUAUUGUUGCCAUCUUGUACCUGUCCCGCAGGUGUGAUGUUCGGUUGUACCGAUUCUGUGCAGGUGUUGUUACAUGUGGUCUGCCACUGCGAGGACGAUCAGCUGUCUGUCCUGUCUCCAUGUAGCGCUGUCUUCAGCGUCACACAGUACGGACAUUGCAAUUUAUUGCCCUGGCCACAUCUGCAGUCCUCAUGUCUCCUUGCAGCAUGCCUAAGGCACUUUCACGCAAAUGAGCAGGGACCCUGGGCAUCUUUCUUUUGGUGUUUUUCAGAGUCAGUAGAAAGGCGUCUUAGUGUCCUAAGUUUUCAUAACUGUUACCUUAAUUGCCUAGCCUCUGUAAGCUGUUAGUGUCUUAACGACCAUUCCACAGGUGCCUGUUCAUUUAAUUGUUUAUGGUUCAUUGAACAAGCAUGGAAAACAGUGUUUAAACACUUUACAAUGAAGAUCUGUGAAGUUAUUUAGAUUUUUACAAAUUAUCUUUGAAAGACAGGGUCCUGAAAAAGGGAUGUUAAUUUUUUUGCUGAGUUUAUAUGAUUCCAUAUGUGUUAUUUCAUCGUUAUGAUGUCUUCACUAUUAUUCUACAAUGUAGAAAAUAGUAAAAAUAAAACCCUUGAAUGAGUAGGUGUGUCCAAACUUUUGACUGGUACUGUAUAUUAAAAUGGAGAGUACGGAACAUAAUCGAUUGUAAAUGGAUAAAAGCACUUAGUACAGUUAAAAUGUCUAUAUUUUACUCUGUGAGCAUGCUUGCAUGCACAUAUAUGAGCAAUUCCUCCUGUAUCACAAUUCAGUAUCAAUUCUUAGAUUAGUUUCCCCCUAGCCUACUUUAUUGAAUAUCAGCUGUGUGACAUUGUGACUGAUAUCUCACGUUUUUACACACUCCACAAGUAGCUCUGACAGUCAUGUAAAUGGUCCUCCUAUCUUAGUUAGCCAAACUGCCAUGUUUACAGUUUAAGCAGUGCCUUGGAGUAGGGAAGAUACUGGGUGUUGAGGGUUAAAGGUAGUGAGUGUUGAGGGUUAAAGGUAGGUAGUGAAUAUGACCCUCCACUCGCUCUUAUAACUGAACUCCAGGAAGAAGAGGUUAUACUGACAGACAGUUUACAAUAAUAAAUAGUUGCCUCCUUUGUUACUGGUGUCCUGUGCCAAUGAAGUGCACUUACAUAGAAACCAGAACAUCCCUAUAUGACUCAACUACUUUUACAUUUGUAACAUUGUCAACAACUAUAGAUUUUAUUCUGUAAUUACCUCAAUGUUUACCUACUGCUUUUUAAAUGUAAUAGACUCACCAGUUACAGUGACUGUAGAUCUGUUGCCAUCAUCUAGAAGAGUUAGUGUAGAGGAAAUAUUACACAUGUAGUCUGUAGGCAUUUUCUAUAGAAUUUUACAAUAUCCUUGUAUGACCCAUUCAUGUAACUACAAUAUUGGCACAGGACAAACGUGCAGUUCAUGGCAGCAAACCUACCCAAUUUUGAAAAUGAUUAUAUGCCUAUAAAGAUACAUUUUGUCAGAGGUUGAUGUGAUAGUCCUCUAGACAGUAGGAGGGAGGCCAGUAUACCAUAUAAAAGCCAUAGGAGUAUUCCACAUUUGUUGAGAAUAAUUUGAUAGUAUUUUAUAUGUUCAAAUGAAACUUAAGCCAGUGACCUGGGAUGUGACGUUAGAUGCGCUUGAAAUGGAGAUAAAGAUACAGGUUUUUCUUGAGUGAUCAGAUAUGUGGACUGGGUGAGAUGCAGUGGGAAAUUAACUAACUUAAUAUAUUCUGAAAGGACUAUUUUAUUAAAGCAUAUGUAAAUUAUAUAAAGAUUUAACAAAAUGAAUGUACAUUAUAAAACAGAUUAGUAUUUGUAUAACAUACUCUACAGUCUGGUAUAUGAAUUAAUCUAAGCACAAUGUAUUCUAAUUUACGGCACAGAACGCAAAGCUAUAAAUGUAGGUGUCUACGUAAAUGUUUGGACCGUCUUUGUGGGUGUGACGCAUGAGCGUGAUGGUGGAGCUGUAUGUAUUUCCAGUGGAAGUGCAGAUUCCUCUUGAUACUGCCUAACAAGUAGUCAUACUGUUAGUUGAGAGGGACGGAGGGACCAGUCUGAUAUUGAGGACAUGUAUUGUCAUUGUGAGAUGGGGGAAUAGUCAACCGAGACAGAAAGGUUGGUGAAUGGAGAGGGUCAACAGUUGUCAUUAACUUUUUUAUUGUCCAAUCUAAAUUCAUUAUCAGUCAAGUGUAGUGUUACAACAAAGUUCUAACAGUAAAAUGGGAUUGUUUAAUGUUUCAGCCCCACAGAACAUCGGUAUAUCACAAAGGCUGUCCUUGCCAUAUCAAAUGUUGUGACGUUUCUCCUUCAUAAGCAAUAUGAGCGUUAAGAACAGAUGAAGUUCAAUUCUCUGCUGUCUGUCUGUGAGACUUGUGGGAGGGUGUUUGUCGUGGCCUUUGGCAGACUGAAUCUAAGCUGGACUGUUUGUCCUUGUCUCGUUAGUGAAGGAGAUACCCGUAUGUUGUUUAAUAAAAAAUGUGCGGUCUUAAUCACAAGAAAAUAUACCUUCUAAUCCACAGUCUGCAUAAUAUUCAUACAUCACGUUAACAGCUGUGAUGCUUGUCUAGUUUUGCAUUCAUGCGUUUAUCCAGUUAUUGCCUUUUGAUGAACUAUAAGGUGGAUCAUAAGGUGUUUACACAGGCAGCUCAAUUCAGAUCUUUUGACAAUUUCCCUUCACGAAGUCGCAGCCCAGAAUUUUGGGCAAGCAAACGCAUGGAUAGCAACUGUUGUCGAGGCCUAGCCAGUGUUGCCAAUUUAGUGACUUCGUUGCUAUGUGUAGCGAUUUAUUUUUGUUAUAUAAAAAAAAUGACCCCUUCAGUGACUUAUUGGGAAGAGGCUAGCGACAAAUUCAGCUACUUUAAUUUCAGGCUGCAUUUGGAGUUUUGCCACCAAGAGUUUCCAUGGUUUUGAUAGCAUGUAGCUAAUUUCCCCCGUAAAUUCUGAGAGUUGGAGAACAGGCAGAGAAGCACAAUGGGAGGUGCCGUGGGUUAAAACUACAUUGGGGACCGCAGCUCGGCAAAUCUGUGCUGUGACGUCGUAGCGGCACAUUAAUGCCAGUGAGUGGAGUGGAGGAAAAACGUAGUUUCCUGAAAUGCAGAGCCUGUUGGAGCAUUAAUCUGAAAUUCUACCUUUGUUCCAUUGUUUGUUAGGUCAACUGGUUGGCUAGCCAAGGUUGGCUCUGUCGCACUAGGCCUUUUCAAACUGCAAUGUUCUUAGCCUUGGGCUAAAAUCUUCCUUAGCCCAGGGCUAAGGAGCGGUGUGAACGCAUCUAUUGACAACCUAACGUAAUGUAAUGAAACAGGCAGGGAGCAGGUCUCGAACCCUCGACCUCCUAGCCCGAGGUCCGGCGCGCUAUCGACUGUGCCGCAAAAGCAUGCUCAAGCGGCAGAGUCGAUUUCCGCGCUUAUAAACCCAGGGUCGUUACAGUAAUAUAACUUGUUUUCUCAAUGUAUGUGAGCUAGCUAAGUUAUCCAUGCUAUUAAUACAACUCCCAUCUGCUGUUGACAUCAGGAUAUGAUUUGAGAGCACUAACUAGUUAACUCCAAAAGUGGUUAGUAGCUUUGACUGCAUGCUGACAGUGAAUUCAGAGAGCCAUUCAGUGGCUAACCACACUAGCUACAAACCAUUGGAGGCUGCUGAGGGUAGGACGGCUCAUAAUAAUGGCUGGAACGGGGCGAAUGGAAUGGCAUCAAACUCAUGGAAACCAUGUAUUUGAUGUAUUUUAUACCAUUCCUCUCCAGCCAUUGCCAUGAGCCUGCCACCAACCUCCUCUGCUACAAACAAUUUUACCAGGUUCCCGUAAAGCAAUUAUAAUGACAAUCCACCACAACAUACCCAAGAGAUUCCUGAUUAGCCAGGGGUAGUCUGUUUUAAUUUAAUUGUUGUGUAUUAAAACAGUUUGACAUCAUUGCGAGGGGAUUUCGCCAGUGGUUGACAAGGGAAUUGGGCUUCCAGGGAAAAUGUUGUCAGAGGUUGCAACAGUAACCAAGGGGAGCAGAGCUUAACGUGGGUAAAUUAUUUAUAUAUCUGAUACCCAUCUGAUAUUUUCCCCAUUGUGUAAACGGCAACAACAAAAACACAUUUGAAUCUGAUCUUUUGACUUCUGAUUUAUACCACAUCCACAUGUGGAUCUCAAUCGUGAUAUAAUUCUGAUGUUUCAUAUGUGACCUGUCUGGAUGAUUAGAUUUGUUUUUUUGCACAUGACCUGCCAUUACCAUGACAACCACAGCUACAUUUAAAGGAACAGUGACAGAAAUAAGCAUUGUAUCUGUGUGUUACAUCAGUGGGAAAAGGCUAUACGGACACUCCUGACCUGCAAAACAAUAUUUAAUAAAAAAUGUGUUAAAAUGAGGUAAGGGUCAGUUAGAUUUUGGCUUUUACAUUGCUUGCAGUUUGGGGUUUUAGGCUAGGUUUCUGUAUAGCACUUUGACAUCUGUUGAUGUAAAAAGGGCUUUGUAAAUACAUUUGAUUACAGGUCAGGAAUAUCCUUAUAGCCUCUCCCACAUCAGUGUGAAUGCACAAAUCUGAUAUGGGCACAUGUAAAACUGAGUGUGGACAGUCAGAAGAAGAAAACAAAUCUGAAUUGUGUUCUUAGGGUGGCUGUGUAAACACAGCCCAAAUGAAGGUUGAAUUACAAUACACUGUUCUCAUUUGGGUGGGUUUUCUGCUUCUGUGUAGUAAAUGUUUUAGGUAUACUGUCUCUGAGCCUCUGCCUGUUGCUAUGGAGGCAAUGACCUGCUUCACCCAAUGUAGUCGCACAUUAAUCAAGACACUCUAUUCACAGAUAUUAUAUAGUCAGACUGUACAAAAUCUUGGAUCUCCUUGUAGAAUAACAUUUAAAGUAUGAAUGGAUUUGUGAUUUUUAAUAGAUGCUUGUUGUUGGAAAUAGGACCGGUGAAAGUCAGAAAGCUGAAAAGGCUGGUAUCUUUGGACGGGUCUAUAAUCUCUUAUCCUUUUUCAGUUUUUGAGAAAUUAAAUGUCUUUACAAUGUUUAGUGUCUCUGUUUUUGAGGGGUUAACUCCAGAUUGUAUUUCAUAGACUGAUUAACUUUCAAGAUUAUGUUGAAUGAACUCAUGAGUCUGUAAAAGUCUUAAUGCAGAGUUGUUUAAAAAAUAAAAGUACAUUGAUCUAAUCUUAAAA
Salvelinus fontinalis (brook trout) is the source of this 14308-nucleotide messenger RNA. RefSeq names its product misshapen-like kinase 1. The transcript is spliced from 32 exons. Bases 1101 to 5021 code for a protein of 1306 amino acids. Gene Ontology annotation, molecular function: ATP binding; protein kinase activity. The record is from RefSeq and is a predicted model, not a curated record. NCBI's taxonomy places the organism in Eukaryota, Metazoa, Chordata, Actinopteri, Salmoniformes, Salmonidae. Gene Ontology annotation, biological process: protein phosphorylation.